GAGCGCCUGCGUGCCAGCAGCCAAUCUUAUGCUCCCACAAACUUAGCAGAGACCUCAGACAUGAUGGGCCGUAGACGUGGUAAGGUAGGAGGACCCCAGGGCGGGCUACCUCUGCUGUCGCUGCUGUUGUUCCUUCUGCUGUUCACCACUGUUGCAGCAAAGAUUGUCGAGAGCCUUUGGGAUGGCUUCGGCUACUACUACAAAAUCUAUGGCUACGCCAUGAACAACUCUGCCGACUACCAGAUGAUGCAAGUCAACAACAGUUGUGAGUGCCGUCGUAGGUGCCAGGUGGUGCCUGAAUGCAGCUCGGUAUCGGUAGUGACACUAGAGGAGACAUUUAGCAACAGGGACGGAUAUCUUAAAGCACUACAUGUCUCAAAGCCAGAACGUUGUUACCGAGAAACUCGCACAAUAAUAAACUUUCUCUUCUCUUUCUUCUCAUUUGACAUCAAACUCUAUCCAAAUAAGCAUUUAGCUAAGCACUCCCUGGUGACACAAUGUUCUGGCUUUGAAAGAUUUGGUGUUAGUUUCAUGAAGCCAGAAAUAAGCACACUGUGGAAGUCAGUAGAGGAUGAUGGAUUUACAUACACACCAACAACAUUUACGUUCUCAUGGGGCUCACCUCCAUCCUGGUGUAAUAAAGUUGUCACCAUUACAACCCUGGACCAGAUGAGGAUUAUCAUGAAGACAGCAUCAAAAAACACGCCUUAUAAUGUGGAUUUGUAUCGUGGACCAAACAGCCAGCCAACUUGGAACCACCAAGAAGCCGCCAUACCAUACAACCAGACGGAGCUCGACCCAGCACGCAUCGUUGACAACAUGCCCUUACAUUUGUCCUCCAAGUUCUACUUGCAACACAACGGCUCUCAGUACACUUUUAUUGGUGGCUCUGGCACACCCUAUACUGUCCUCUGUCAGCUCAAUCCACUUAAUCUGGCACAAUAAUAUCACAACAACUUGCUUCUCUCACUCAUCAACUACGGUUAUCCUAAUAGCUUAACCAACUUGAAAAUGGCACUUAAAAUGUGGCCUGAUCAUCCACUGUUUUCCUUAAUUUGCUUGUGCAGUUGUAUUAUAGUUUUCUAAGUUAAACCAUGUGAAAGAUAACAUAAGAUAAUUUAAUUAAACUUCUACUUUCUGACGCUUAUGCAUUAAUGUGCAUAUUAAGGCAUUUGCAUUAGUACAGCACUCGUCAGAAAGUAGUACUAUAAUAAGAACAUAAGGAAGAAGAAACACUGCAGCAGGCCUAUUGGCCCAUGCAAGGCAGGUCCAAGUCACCUACCACUGACCCAACCUAAGUGGAUGUGACCUAACUAGCUAGGUCUGGUCACAUCCAUUCAAGGAAGGAGCACGUCAUCAGACCUAUCAGCACAAGCUAGUCAGGUCCAGCUCGCACCCACUCGUGUAUUUAUCUAACCUAUUUUUAAAACUAUACAACGUUUUAGCUUCUAUGACGGUACUCGGGAGUUUGUUCCACUCAUCCACAACUCUGUUACCAAACCAGUGCUUUCCUAUAUCCUUCCUGAAUCUGAAUUUUUCCAACUUAAAACCAUUGCUGUGAGUCCUGUCUUGGCUAGAUAUUUUUAGCAUGCUAUUUACAUUCCCUUUAUUUAUUCCUGGUUUUCCAUUUAUACACCUCAGCCAUAUCCCCCGAUUCUACGCUUUCUAGAAUGCUGAUUCAGGGCCCUCAGUCUAUCCUCAUAGGGAAGAUUUCUGAUACAUAGGAUCAACUUUGUCAUCCUCCUCUGUACAUUUUCCAGCACAUUUCAAUCCAUUCUGUAAUACUGUGACCAGAACUGUGCAGCAUAAUCUAAAUGAGGCUUAGCCAAAGAUAUAUAGAGUAAGGACAACCUGAGGAGGACUGUUAUUUAUGCUUCUUGAUAUGAAGCCAAGGAUUCUGUUUGCUUUAUUGCAAACACUUAUGUACUGUUGUCUUGGUUUUAGAUGUACUGCUAACCAGAACUCCCAAAUCAUUUUUGCAAUCAGUAAUAUUAAGAGCUGCAUUAUUUAGUUUAUAUAUGGCAUGGUUAUUUUCCUGUCUAACAUUUAGAACUUUGCGUUUGUCUAUAUUAAACUGCAUCUGCCACUUCUCCGAUCACUGCAUCAGUCUAUUCAAAUCUUCCUAGUGCUCUAAUGUCCUCAUUACAAUGAAUCAGGAGCCCUAUUUUGGUGUCAACAGCAAACUUGCUUAUGCUGCUAUUUAUUCCCUCAUCUAUGUCAUUUACGUAAACUGUGAACAACAAAAGGCCCAACACUGACCCCCCUGGAACACCACUUGUGACGCACCCCCACUCUGAUUUCUCCUCACUGAUGCAAACCCUCUGCUGCCUGUCAACCAUGCCUCUACCCAGGAAAAAAUUUCUCAUAUUCCCUGUGCCUUAAUUUUCCUCAAUAGCCUCUGAUGUGGAACUCUAUCAAAAAACCUUACUGAAGUCUAUAUGCACAAUAUAUCAUAUUCAUUACCAUGAUCUACCUCCUCAAAUACCUUUGUGAAAAAAGUUAGUAAAUUCGUAAGGCAGGAAUGUCCCUUUGUAAAACUGAGCUAAGAUUCAUUAAUCAAUUUAUGCCUUUCAAAAUGGCUACAAAUUGCCUUGGCAAUUAUUGAUUCCAUAAAUUUUCCCACUAUGGAGGUAAGGCUUAUUGGUCUAUAGUUUGAAGCUAAUGACCUGUUUCCUGCUUUGUAAAUAGGUAUUACAUUUGCCAUUUUGCUCUUGUCUGGCACUAUGCCAGUUUGUAGUGAUAUGUUGAAAAGAUUAGCCAAAGGUUUGCUAAGUUCCUCUUCACAUUCCUUUAAAACCUUUGUAAACAGUUCAUCAGGGCCUGGGGAUUUGUUAGGUUUUAAUUUCUCUAUUUGUCUGAGGACCAUGUCACUAGUUACCUUAAUCGUGCAUAAUGCAAUUUAAAAGCAUCUUGUUCUACAUAAUUUAUUAUCUCUGGAAUUUCGCUAGUACCUUCCUGCAUAAAAACUGAGAGGAAGUGUUAAAAAUUUCGCACAUUUCCACAUCACUGUCAGUGUUCUGACCCGAGUUACUUUUGAGUGGGCCUAUCUUGUACCUAAUCUUACUUCUAUGUACAGUGGAACCUUGGUUUUCGUUUACCCUGGUUUGUGUCAGAUUUGGUUUUUGACAACUUUUUACAUCAAAAUACAGUGGACCCCCGCAUAGCGACCUUAAUCCGUGCAAGAGGGCUGGCUGUUAUGCGAAAUGUUCGCUAUGUGAAUGAAUUUUCCCCAUAAGAAAUAAUGGAAAUCAAAUUAAUCCGUGCAAGACACCCAAAAGUUUGAAAAAAAAAAAUUUACCACAUGAAAUAUACAUUUUCCUACACACAAAGAGAAGGAUACAUGCACAAUAGUAGAGUAGUACAUGCACAAUAUAUAUUGUGCAUGUACUACUCUACUAAAUGAAGAAUAAAUGACACUUACCUUUAUUGAAGAUGCAGCAAUGACUGAUGAGACACUGUGUCCUGGGAGUGCCUUUUCCUCCUGAGUACUGUAGGUCCUGUUUGGUAUUUUCUUCCAGAACAGGCCUUAUCACACUGUGUAUGUCACUACGAUUCUUAAAUCUCUCAAACCAACCUUUGCUGGCUCUAAAUUCACCAAUAUGAGCACUAGUUCCAGGCAUUUUCCCUGUUCACCUGG
Molecule: messenger RNA, 3637 nt
Organism: Cherax quadricarinatus
Lineage: Eukaryota; Metazoa; Arthropoda; Malacostraca; Decapoda; Parastacidae
Source: RefSeq, a predicted model, not a curated record